This is a messenger RNA of Symbiodinium necroappetens, 1212 nucleotides long. The record is from the annotation of a GenBank genome assembly. NCBI's taxonomy places the organism in Eukaryota, Dinophyceae, Suessiales, Symbiodiniaceae.
AUGUCAUUACGAUUACGCCAGAGCCCCGGCACGGGUUCAGGAUGGCAAUCGGAGUGCAUGCCUUCUGGUGCUGCACCUUCCGACGACUACGAUGAGACGAAGCAGGGCACGUGGCGGCGCCAGCUGGAAACAGCGGCCGUGGUGACUUCCUGGUUCGUCCUGAACAUCACAAUCGCAAGUUCAACAAAGUGGAUCUUCGUUCACGGCAGAAUAUGCUCGGUAUCCACAUCGCCGCCCAAGCAGCAGCUCGCGACCGCACUACAGGCCAAGGACAAGGGAUGUACCACGUAUCAAUAUCCGGUGGCUAUCACAGUGAUCCACAUGAUCUUUUCCUGGAUGCUGUGCAGAGUGUACAUAUUUCAGCUUCGCAGAGGUCUGGAAGGGAAAGCCUUGGGACUGGCGCAACAAGCGCGGGAGAUCAUGCCUCUUUCGCUCUGCUUUGCACUUUCGGUGGCGAUGGGCAACCUAUCUCUGAAGUAUAUCUAUCCUUCCUUCAAUCAGAUGUUGGGAUCCAUGUCACCACUGAUCACAGUACUGUUGGCAGUGGUGAUGCAGCAGAAGCGUUUUCCGCUGAAGACGUGGCUGUCCAUGCCGGUCAUUUGUGUUGGGCUUGCAGUUUGCAGUGCGAAGGAGCUCAACUUCAACGCGCUCGGUGCCUUUUACGCCAGUGGAGCUACCGUGCUUCGAGCGGUGAAAUCCCUCAUUCAAGGAAGGCUCCUGUCCACCUCCCACCAGAUGGAUUCUGUAACUCUGCUGUACUACAUGGCUCCGUGGGCAGCCAUGUGGCUAACUUUGAUUAUGUUAUUCAUGGAGGGCGGCGAGCCCUUGUUCUUGCUACUGACGGUGUUCGACCUACAAGGGUUGGGGCCAGAUGGAGACGGCGGCGUAGCUGGCGCUGGCCAAGUUCUUUCUCUCCUGAUGCUUUCAGGCUUGAACGCGUGCCUCCUAAACAUCGCCAACUUUCUGGUAACCUCCUACACCAGCCCUGUCACUCUUCAAGUUCUUGGCAAUGUCAAGAGCUGCCUCUCCAUUGCCGUCUCAGUGGCGAUUUUCAGGAAUAGCCUGACUUUGGAGCAAGCCAUCGGAGUUUGUACUUGCCUGAUUGGAGUAUGGAUGUACAACCAGAAGUCCUCUCCGGGGCCGUCAGCUGCCGACAAGGCUGCUGCCGAUGCUGAGCCUUUGGAGAUCGCACGCCUGGGCGGGCGAAGUUAA